UCACCUCCAAAUCAAACUUCCCUUUAGUGGCAGUUUCAGCUGCUCUCGGAAACCCACUUUCCCUUUUUAUCCUUCUUCGUCUCUCUCUCUCACUCUCUCUCUAUCUCUCUUUAAUCUAUCUCACGCGCCGCCGCCUCAAUCGGCGGCCACUAUAUCCUUCCAGUCGGAUCUCCGACCAUUUAUUCUUCCAUUUCCUUCCCUCUCCUCCACUAUCAAAAUUAUCCCAGAAAAAAAAUUGCCCAAAAAAGAAAAAAUUUCUAUCGGUGUUCUUGUUCAUUGUUGAAGAGUUCGGUGUUGCAUUUUUUUUGUUAGGGUUUCUAUUUUUUUUUUUCUUCCUAGGGUUUGUUUCAGAAUAACAAAGAGGAGAGGGAAGAAAAAAAAAAAAUUAGAAGAAAAAGCGAAAACAAAUAGAAAAAAGAAAGCUCGGAUUUUGUUUUGUUGUUUUUGUUUUUGUCGGUCUUUCUUUUUUCAGUGGAGAGAUGGCCCAAGUUCAGGUUCAGCCUCAGAAUGCGAUAUCGGGAGCAAACGCCGCAGCGGCAAACGGCGGGGCCAAUCCGUUUGUGACGACGUCCCUGUAUGUGGGAGAUCUUGACCCGAAUGUCACGGAUUCCCAACUCUAUGACCUGUUUAACCAGCUGGGUCAGGUGGUUUCGGUUAGGGUUUGCAGGGACUUGACCACCCGGAGAUCGCUUGGUUAUGGUUACGUCAAUUAUAGCAAUCCCCAAGACGCUGCAAGGGCAUUGGAUGUGCUAAACUUCACUCCUCUCAAUGGAAGGCCCGUUAGGAUUAUGUAUUCUCAUCGUGAUCCUAGCAUCCGCAAAAGUGGGGCUGGAAAUAUCUUUAUCAAGAAUUUGGACAAAGGGAUUGACCAUAAAGGACUGUAUGAUACAUUUUCUGCAUUUGGGAAUAUCCUUUCUUGCAAGGUAGCUACGGAUUCAUCUGGCCAAUCCAAAGGCUAUGGCUUUGUUCAGUUUGACAGUGAGGAAGCUGCCCAAAAAGCUAUAGAAAAGUUGAAUGGAAUGCUUUUAAAUGAUAAACAAGUUUUUGUGGGGCCCUUUCUACGCAAGCAGGAAAGAGAGAGUUCUUCUGACAAAUCAAAAUUCAACAAUGUUUUUGUGAAGAAUAUGUCAGAAUCAAAAACUGAGGAAGAUUUGAAUGCAAUUUUUGGUGAAUUUGGACCUCUUACUAGUGUAGUGGUUAUGAGGGAUGCAGAUGGGAAAUCAAGAUGCUUUGGAUUUGUCAACUUCGAAAAUGCAGAUGAUGCUGCUAGGGCUGUUGAGUCUUUGAAUGGGAAGAAAUUUGAUGAUAAGGAGUGGUAUGUUGGGAAAGCUCAGAAGAAAUCUGAAAGGGAAGUUGAACUUAAGCAUAGAUUUGAACAGAGUAUGAAAGAGGCAGCUGACAAAUAUCAAGGGGCAAACUUGUAUGUGAAAAAUUUAGAUGAUAGCAUUAGUGAUGAUAAACUUAAGGAGCUAUUUUCACAAUUUGGUACGAUUACAUCCUGCAAGGUUAUGCGAGAUCCAAAUGGUAUUAGUAGAGGAUCUGGUUUUGUUGCAUUCUCAACUCCCGAAGAGGCAUCUAGAGCUCUUUUGGAGAUGAAUGGAAAAAUGGUCGUUAGCAAACCUCUGUAUGUUGCACUCGCCCAACGAAAAGAAGAUAGAAGAGCAAGGUUGCAGGCUCAGUUUUCACAGAUGCGACCAGUUGCAAUGGCACCUUCAGUCGCUCCUCGCAUGCCAAUGUACCCUCCUGGUGGUCCAGGUAUUGGACAGCAAAUAUUUUAUGGUCAAGCCCCUCCUGCUAUCAUUCCUUCACAGCCUGGAUUUGGGUAUCAACAGCAACUUGUUCCAGGUAUGAGGCCUGGUGGGGGUCCCAUGCCAAAUUUCUUUGUGCCGAUGGUUCAACAGGGACAGCAGGGUCAGCGUCCGGGUGGCAGACGUGCAGGGGCUGUCCAGCAAAACCAGCAACCAGUUCCAAUGAUGCAACAGCAGAUGCUUCCAAGGGGGGGUAGAGUUUAUCGUUACCCACCAGGCCGUGCCCUGCCUGAUGUUUCGAUGCCUGGUGUUCCUGGAGGAAUGUUUUCUGUUCCAUAUGACAUGGGUGGUAUGCCAAUACGUGAUGCAGCAUUGUCUCAACCAAUUCCAAUUGGGGCUUUGGCUACUGCACUUGCAAAUGCGACACCAGAGCAGCAAAGAACAAUGCUGGGCGAGAAUCUUUACCCACUUGUGGAACAGCUGGAACCUGACAAUGCAGCUAAGGUUACAGGCAUGCUUCUGGAGAUGGAUCAAACUGAGGUUCUUCAUUUGCUGGAGUCACCAGAAGCUCUGAAAGCGAAGGUGGCUGAGGCUAUGGAAGUCCUGAGAAAUGUUGCUCAGCAGCAGCAGGCUGGUAAUGCAGCUGAACAACUGGCCUCAUUGUCGCUUAAUGACAACCUUGUGUCCUGAUAAGUUUAACACGGGCAUGUGUUGCUCUUCUAAAACCAAUGGAUUUGGGACUUGCACUAGGUGUGGGUUUGAUACAAUUUAAGAGCCUUAUUCUGUAGGUUAGACACUGGUAAUUGGUUUGUUACGUGAGGUGUUUUUGUUUUUUUGGGAGAUUGUAAGUACUGGAUUUUUGAUAUGCUUUAUCUAUUGCAUGGUCUUUUAUUUUGGA
This is a messenger RNA of Ziziphus jujuba (common jujube), 2646 nucleotides long. Its product is annotated as polyadenylate-binding protein 8. Bases 480 to 2438 code for a protein of 652 amino acids. NCBI's taxonomy places the organism in Eukaryota, Viridiplantae, Streptophyta, Magnoliopsida, Rosales, Rhamnaceae. Gene Ontology annotation, cellular component: ribonucleoprotein complex. The transcript has 9 exons. Gene Ontology annotation, molecular function: RNA binding. The record is from RefSeq and is a predicted model, not a curated record.